AUGAGCGCAUCUUUGAAUUAUAAGUCUUUUUCCAAAGAGCAGCAGACCAUGGAUAACUUGGAGAAGCAACUCAUCUGUCCUAUCUGCUUAGAGAUGUUCACGAAACCCGUGGUCAUUCUCCCCUGUCAGCAUAACCUGUGUAGGAAAUGUGCCAGUGAUAUUUUCCAGGCCUCUAACCCGUAUUUGCCCACAAGAGGAGGCACCACUGUGGCAUCAGGGGGCCGGUUUCGCUGUCCAUCCUGUAGACACGAAGUGGUUCUGGACAGACAUGGGAUAUAUGGCCUUCAGAGGAACCUGCUGGUGGAAAAUAUCAUUGACAUCUAUAAGCAGGAGUCCACCAGACCAGAAAAGAAGUCUGACCAGCCCAUGUGUGAGGAGCACGAAGAGGAACGCAUCAACAUCUACUGUCUGAACUGUGAAGUGCCCACCUGCUCUCUGUGCAAGGUCUUUGGGGCACACAAGGAUUGCCAGGUGGCUCCCCUAACUCACGUGUUCCAGAGGCAGAAGUCUGAGCUCAGUGAUGGCAUUGCUGUCCUUGUGGGAAGCAAUGAUCGAGUCCAGGGAGUAAUCAGCCAGCUGGAGGACACCUGUAAAACUAUUGAGGAAUGCUGUAAAAAACAGAAACAGGAACUUUGUGAGAAGUUUGAUUACCUGUAUGGCAUCCUGGAGGAAAGGAAGAAUGAGAUGACCCAAGUCAUUACCCGAACCCAAGAGGAGAAACUGGAACGUGUCCGUGCUCUGAUCAAAAAGUAUUCUGAUCACUUGGAAAAUGUGUCAAAGUUGGUUGAAUCAGGAAUCCAGUUCAUGGAUGAGCCAGAAAUGGCAGUGUUUCUGCAGAAUGCCAAAACCCUGUUACAAAAAAUUUCUGAGGCAUCGAAGGCAUUUCAGAUGGAGAAAAUAGAACAUGGUUAUGAGAACAUGAACCACUUCACAGUCAACCUCAAUAGAGAAGAAAAAAUAAUACGCGAAAUUGAUUUUUACAGAGAAGAUGAAGAUGAAGAAGAAGAAGAAGAAGAAGAAGAAGGAGAAGAAGAAGGAGGAGGAGAAGGAGAAGAAGGAGGAGAAGACAGAGAGCAAGUAGAAGUGGAAGAGGUAGAAAAUGUUCGAACAGAGUCCUCAGGAGAGGAUGAAAGUCCAGAGAAAGCCUCGGAGCCCUCUCAGCUGGCCUCAGAGCUCCAGGCUGCCCCAGGGGCGCUUCCAGUUUCCUCCCCGGAGCCACCUCCGGCCCUCCCACCUGCCACAGAUGCCCCAGGGACACAGGGGGAGGUUGUGCCCACUGGCUCUCAGCAGACCACAGAGUCUGAAACUCCAGUCCCUGCAGCAACGGACACUGCGGAUCCCUUGUUUUACCCUAGUUGGUAUAAAGGCCAAACCCGGAAAGCCACCACCAACCCACCUUCCACCCCAGGGAGCGAAAGUCUGGGACACAUAGGGCCUCCUGGUUCUGAGGAUUCGAAUGUGCAGAAGGCAGAAGUGGCAGAAGCUGCAGCCAGUGAGAGGGCAGCAGUGAGUGGUAAGGAAACUAGUUCACCAGCAGCUACUUCUCAGGUUAGUGUUGAUGCUCUUGUGUCUGAAUGCUUCCCCCUGCCAUCUAGCGUCCUGCUGGAAUCACAGCAAGAAAGAAGGGCUUCCAAAGGGGCAGAAAGAAACCAUGGCCUUGGGAAAAACACAGAAACAACUCAUUCCCCAAUUUUGGUUUGUUUUUUAAGCCUUGUAAAACAAAACAGAAAAAAAAAUUGA
This is a messenger RNA of Puma concolor (puma), 1740 nucleotides long. It is a transcript of the gene TRIM55, whose product is annotated as tripartite motif containing 55. Gene Ontology annotation, biological process: regulation of microtubule cytoskeleton organization. Lineage: Eukaryota; Metazoa; Chordata; Mammalia; Carnivora; Felidae. The record is from RefSeq and is a predicted model, not a curated record. Gene Ontology annotation, molecular function: zinc ion binding. Gene Ontology annotation, cellular component: cytoplasm.